This is a messenger RNA of Chaetomium strumarium, 1308 nucleotides long. RefSeq lists its product as uncharacterized. Bases 1 to 1308 code for a protein of 435 amino acids. Gene Ontology annotation, biological process: signal transduction. The transcript is spliced from 2 exons. NCBI's taxonomy places the organism in Eukaryota, Fungi, Ascomycota, Sordariomycetes, Sordariales, Chaetomiaceae. Gene Ontology annotation, molecular function: protein binding. The record is from RefSeq and is a predicted model, not a curated record.
AUGCAGGAUCUUGAGACUCUCAGACGCGGCGGCUACAGAAACGCUGGACUCACUGAGUUCACGCUGAGGUGUCCUCUGGCCACCUUCCCCGAAGAAAUCCUCGAACUUGGCGAUACACUCAAGAUGCUUGAUCUCUGUGAGACUGGACUGGCCACGCUUCCCGCGACACUGGGCUCCGCUCUGCCGAAUCUGGAGACCGCCUGCUUCACCAACUGCAACUUCACCGUCUUUCCGGAAGCAGCGCUUGGGUCAUGUCCCAACCUCGUGAGCGUGGCCUUCCAAAACAAUGAGAUGGAGGAGAUUCCCGAGGAUGCUCUCUGUCCAAGCCUCGUGGACAUAGACCUCACCGAUAACUGUCUCACCCGCCUCCCCUCCACUAUCGGGAGAUGCGUCCGCCUGGAGACGUGUUACUUCGGCGGCAACCAGCUCCAAGACUUACCGCCAGAGAUGGCGCAAUGCGGAGCACUCCGGGAGCUCCGUCUCAGCUUCAACCGUCUCUCUGCCCUUCCUCCAUGGCUCUUUGAGCUCAGGAACCUAACCCACCUCUCUUUCGCCAGAAAUCCCUACGUCUUGGGCAUCAGCAACGGCGUCCACACUCCCCCGGCUGACAUCGCUUGGUCUGAUCUCGACGUGACGAGGGAGCAAAUCUCAGAUACCUUCCGAGGUAUCUGGCACCAACCCCACCACGGCGACAGGGAAGUCUCCAUCAAGCUCUUCGACGACUUGGCCACCGAUGUCCACGGCUGCCCGGCAGCCGAGAUGGAGGCAUGGGUCGCACUCCAGCCAUGCCCCACGGCCGCACGCGACAGCCUGCCCACAGUGAUCGGACGCAUCCAGGGGCAUCCAGAAGAGGACCGUACCACAUUCCAUGGUGGCAUUGUAACCGAGCCCAUACCGGACCGCUUUUGGCUUUCACGCAUGAUACCCACGCGAAGAGCGCUGCAGAUGCUAACCGGCCUCGCCAACGCCAUGGCCCACCUCCAUGCGCGCGGCAUCGCGCACGGCCAUGUAGUCUCAGAAUGCAUCUUUGCCAACACCGGCGACGCACAUGCGGUGCUGGGCAACUUCUCGUCUUCGACAGUCUAUGGUCUCGGGCUGCCACAGGGGCAGCGGAGGUCGAUUGAGAAGCUCGAGGUGCGGGCUUUUGGAUUGCUGAUAGAGAAGUUACGGCGGCACCUUGAUGUGCGAGACGAACCGGCGGUGUGGAUCGCUUUGGGGGGGUUGCAAUCACUGUGUGCGAAUCAGCCGGUCAAUGAUAGACCAACGUUUGCCAGGGUGGUAGAGUGGUUGGAGGAGAUGCGGUCCUAG